GUGCAUUCAAAUCGGUUAAUGCACAGCUAGCUGUUGAUUAUCCCUUACAUAACAUUACCAAGUGGCAAUGUUACAUUACAUUGCCAAGAGGCUUAACAACCGCCAGCUCGGGACGUGAGUGACAACGACUAGGAAACAACCUACUUUCAUGUCCAGGAAAUCGAAAGUUAAGACCGGCGGCGCCGGAUAUCUGCUGCGCUGAGAAGGGAGUGAGAAGAAGCAGUGAGAGGCGGUAACUGCUCACGCACACACUGCGACGCAUAUAGGUCUUGUGAUACGCUUAUAAUCUCAAUUUUGCAUGAUAUAUUUGAUUUCCACUGGUAUGUACACAUUGUUUUACUGAUCAAAGGUUGGUCCCUUUGGAAGAUUCGUCUUUUAUGGACGCAAGGGCGGUGACUGAACCCAGUGCUGGAAAGACGUGCCAUGGUCCGCAAUGUUAGGAUGUCUGCGUUUGAACUGUGAAUGAUCAUUAGAAGCCAUUAAACAAUGGAAAAGCCAGAGGAUCCUCCACUGGAGACAUGGACUGAGUCUAUGGUGAGCAACUGGUUAACAUCGAUAGGAGUUAAAGAAACAUACAUCAAAAAACUUCAUGAAGAGGAAGUAGAUGGCCGGAUCCUUUGUGAACUCUCAGAAGAAUAUCUGGAAAAAAAGAUUGGACUGAAAUCUGGACCUGCGCUUUUGAUAAUCAAAAAAAGAGACGAGUUAGUAAAUUCACAAAAAGCCAGGAGCAAACAUUUACACAAACAAACUUCUGGAAAAAAUGACCAUGAAGCAAGUGCAAUUAAAAGUGUUGACACAAGAGCCGAAAUCAGGGAAGAGCAUAAAGAAGAUUCUGUGCCUGUGAUAACAACAAAGAGAGAUUCAAAACUACGACCUUUUGACAUGAAAGGUGUUGAUUUUACAUAUGUUAAAAACAGUGUACUCUUACCAGAAUCAGGGGUUGAUGAUUUUAUUCGUCCAUGUCAUGAGUAUAAGUCAUUUGCCAUUGCUGCAACACUGGACCGCCAAAGACUACAGGCCAAGUUCGCAAAGGAAGUGCUGAAAUUUGCUACAGGUUGUAUGAACGUUCGUACAAAUGGCACAAUACAUUUUGGUGUCAUGGACAGUAGAGGUGACACUGGUUAUGUACAUGGUGAAAUCAUUGGUAUUCCUGUUAAGGAAAAAGACGUAUACUGUGAUGCAUCAGAUUACAUAGAGAGGAGUUUCUCUAGCUCUGAUCGCGAACUUGCACGAUUAUGUAUUAGUGAACCUCAGUUUGUUCAAGUAGUCUGUUCAAACAGCACAGAGGAACUCUACGUUGUGGAGGUUGAUAUUAAGCCCACAUUGAGCAUAGUCAAGAAUAAGGUGUUCUCUGUUAGCUUGCCAAAUUUCAAUGAGAAGGCAAACAAAGUUCAGCUUGAGAAGAAAACUGCGUAUCGCAGAGUGGGUUCUAAAACCGAACCAGUGGCAGACCUCAGUGAUUUCUACGAACACAUCAGUUUUAGGGAUGCUCAGAGAGAAGAGGCAGAGAAAAAGCAUAAUUUCACAGCACCAGAACUGUCCCAGAACCUGGGAAAAAAGCUCAUCAUGCUCAUAACAGGUGGAAAGAAAAUAAUGGACAAGGAAAAAUGGCACAUACUGGUUACCAACCAAUUUCUGAAGAAAGAUCUGCAAAGCAUUGAUUUUUUACUGAACAUGAACGUCUUCUGUGUGUUUGACUUUGAUCCAGAUUCCAAUGUGUCUGGGCUAUGCUAUGAAUACAAUAAGCACCAUGCAGUGAACCGCCAUUUCAUGCAGAACUACAAAAUUCCCAGCGGAUUGAGCAUCCGAGAAUUUGAGAGUCACCUGCGUUUGUUUGAUCAAAUCAGCUGGAUAUUUUGCAAUGGCCGGAACGAUUUCAAAGGCAAUGAGCCUCCAUGUGAUGAGAAGACCUGGGUUAAAACAAAAAGGACCCUCCUAAAAGAUUGUGUGUCACUGAUUUGCAAAGAUAUCUUACCCAAAGGAACCUUUCAAGUGAUUUUCCUCCUUACCUCCUCUGUUGACACACCUUUCCUAAACACGUUCUAUGAGUUCAUCACCGACAUGGAAGGACAUGAAGACAUUAUCUGCCUUGCAGAAUCAGAGGAUAAUUUCAAGAAAUGGCAGCGCUUUGCUCUAGGAUCCUGUGACAUGGAAACGGUAAAUAGUUCAAGUGUUGUUGGGAUGACAAUAAGCCAAGUAAAUGCAACCCUCCAACAGGUUCAGCCUACCACUACACAGGCCACCAAACGAUUACCAAUCCAUGUCAAAGGAGAGUGUUUUCUUGAUACUCGAGAGGAGGAAAUGAGAUGCUCUUUAGAGAUUCUGAGUCUAAACCACUGUGAAGAAACCAGUACUGAAUUCAUUGAAUCUGAAAAGGAGACAAUUGAGCAGCAGUUUUACCAUGGAGGAAAAGUAACUUGGAUGAAUCUCUGGCUUGCGGAUAAAAAAAUAGUUGGAGAGGUCAUUCAAAGAGAUGCUUACAGUGAAGUCAGUGGUCUGGUGAAAGAUCUUUUUAGGAGUUUGGACCGGGCACCCAUCAGCUGCAUCAACAUAUACCAUCAUCCGGGCAGCGGUGGUAGUACAGUGGCAAGGCAGGUACUGUGGAAUAACCGAAGGGAUCUAAGGUGUGCAGUUGUAAAACCUUCAUACUCAGCAACGGUUGUUUCAGAAGAUGCCAUUUGGCUUCGAGAAUAUGAAGAAAAAGAUCACAAAAAAUGCCUCCCUGUACUUCUGCUGUUUGAAGACUGUGAUCAAGAGUAUUUAGAAGAUGUCAAGUAUGAAUUGGAAGUGGCCAUCAAUACCAAGAAAAUCACACGUGGAACUCUCUGCUUCAUCCUGCUGGGUUGUAGGCGAUCUCACAAUCCAGAGAAAAUGUGCAAGGAAUCAGCUCAACAGAAUGUUUCUAUUACUCAUAAGCUUUCAGAGACAGAAAAAAAGCAGUUUUCCAAAAAACGACAAAGCCUUGAAGAACAGUUCAAUCCAGAAUACAUUCUAACAUUUGUCUUGAUGAGUGAGGAAUUUGAGAGCCACAGAAUUGCUGAAUAUGUGAAGCAGUUUGUCAAGCAUUUACUGCAAGGUAUUGAUCACGAGUCUGUUGUUACUAAGCUUGUUCUGUAUGUGGCAUUGCUCAACACUUACGUGCAGAACUCCUUCAUCUCUCAGUCACAUUGCGAAGCUCUCCUGGCUCUUUCCAGUCAUUUGGAUAGAUUUAGACAACACACCUUUGUGACUUCUCUAAAUGAUCAAGCUAGAUUGGUCUUAAUACACUUGAGAGAUGAAAACACCUACAUUAACUCGAUCAGAAUCAUUCAUCCACUGGUUGCCAAGGAAAUUCUCCACCAACUUCUGAGUGACAAGCAACCACAAAGUGAUCUGGCUUUGGAUCUUCUCAACAACGAUGUGCUGUUUGAGCACAGGUUUGGUAAAGAUCCGUACAUGAAGUUCUUGCGAGAUCUGUUCAUGACACGCCGCAGGAUCAGCAAAGGUGAUGAAUCGGACAGCUUUUUCUCCCCCUUAAUUGAGCAUGUGAGAGAGAAAGAGUGUCCAGAUAAAGCUAUUGAGCUUCUCAAGGCAGCUUACAAGCGCUUUAAUGAGGAUGCAUUUUUUGCUCAGCAGCUGGCUCGACUCAAUUACAAACAUGACAGAUUUGAUGAAGCAGAGCACUGGGCAAAAACUGCAGUAGCAAAAAGGCCAAACAAUUCCUACUUUCUCGAUACCAAAGGUCAGGUUUACAGGCAGUGGUUUGCAGCAAAAUGUAAAGCCAUGGAGCAAAUAGAAAAAACACCAGAAAAUAUCGUAGAUGCUUUGGAAACAGCACUAAAGGCUAUUGAAUGUUUUCAGGCAUGUGAGAAAGCCGCAGUUGAAGACAAUGAGACCAUUAACAAUGCUGGCUUUUUUGGAGUAGUUGAAGUCGGAUGUGUAUUGCUGAAGCUGAUUUCCUCUCUUGAUGUGUUCUCAAGAAGAAAUCAUUCCCAAUGCAUAAAAUACCUCCUCACAGACUAUGUGCCUGCUGAGGUAGAAGUACCAUGGGAAAAUUUUCAUGGGAAGCUGAAAAACCUCCAAAACAUAAUGCUGGAGGCACUGGAAUGGAUUUCAGAAGACUUGAGUUACUUCCAGACUGACCUGAACACAGAUAAGGAGAAGACAUCUGAGACUGUUGAGAGGACCACAAAGCACCCCAUGCAUUGGCUGGUGAAUAAAUCUUCAACCUAUGGUAAAUUCUUUAGUGGUGUUUCUCAAAGUAAAGAUCAAAACCGGAAAUUAACUCCUGUCAUGAAACGUAUGAUGAUUUAUUAUCACGGGGGGGGAAACAUCACAUCCAUUUUUUCCCUCCUAACAAACCAGAAAGUUAACGGUAACCCUGUCAUGGUUCUGGAGCUCAUUAUUUCACUUUACCCAAGCAAUCCGAUGAGGGCUCAGAUGCCACAAGUGGACCUUGUCAACUACAUGGCAUCACACUUUGCUUUAAGUUGCCUCUCAACUCAGUCUCCCAAGCUGACUGCAUUUCAGGAUCUACAAAGUCUGAGUCACCAGUUUCCUAAAGAGAAACAGAGAUGCUUACCAAGUGCUCUGUUCUUGCUUGUCUUACUUUUCUGGCCAGAAGAGCAGGACACAGAAGUGGAGAAAGAACACAAGUAUAAGACUGUGCUCUCUGCUGUUGAACACCUCCAGAGACUCUAUGACAAGAAAUUGAAAGACAUCCCUCCAAGGAAAAAGAGGAUCUACACUCAUUUCUUCCUGAGCAAUGGGACUGGGUUUGAAAAAUUUGUCCACAAGAGUAAAUUUGAAACAAUCACAAAAAUGUUCUCCGUUUCAGAAAAACGGCUGAAAUGGUUUAGUGGGGAAGUAUGGAAAAUGCCAGAAAUGUCUAAAUUGCUGAAAUGUGUCACAGGCUGGACUGAGGAUGAGAAGGUAUUUCUGGAGGGUCCCAAAGAAAUGAAAUUUCAUAUCCCAGCUCUGAAGACAUCCUCAAUACCCCACAACAAUGAGAAUGUCACUUUUUACCUUGGCUUCACUCUGAAAGGACCCGUUGCAUACAACAUUACAGUACAAACAUAGACAAAUGUACGUUUAGGGUAGAUUAGGUGCAAAUGAAUUCUCGUCCAAGAAGAAGGUCAUUUACGGCUGAAUAAAUACUCAGUUUAGCGUGGUUGGUAACAUAUAUUUUUUUUGUGUAAUUUACUGCAAUUUUUACACCUGUCAGCUGUCAGUAAAACAGCUUAAAUGGAAGAUUGUUGAGAUAUUGGGAGAUAUGUAUAAUUCCUUUUUUUUCCCUGGAUUUGACCGAAAACUGAUUCUGGGGAAACAAAAACCUAAUAAGGAUGUAGGGCUAUUGAUUUUACUAUAUAUUUUCAUCUCUGUGGAGACAUAAAUUUCCACAUUUUCAAUGGUUUUAUAUUUUAACAAUUUUUUUAUUUUAGUUUAUAGUCAUGAAUGAUAAUGCUUUGUAUAAAAAUAAAGGCAUUUAUAUUUGAA
This is a messenger RNA of Onychostoma macrolepis, 5475 nucleotides long. RefSeq names its product sterile alpha motif domain-containing protein 9-like. NCBI's taxonomy places the organism in Eukaryota, Metazoa, Chordata, Actinopteri, Cypriniformes, Cyprinidae. Gene Ontology annotation, cellular component: cytoplasm. The record is from RefSeq and is a predicted model, not a curated record. Gene Ontology annotation, molecular function: protein binding.